Molecule: messenger RNA, 4124 nt
Organism: Struthio camelus australis
Lineage: Eukaryota; Metazoa; Chordata; Aves; Struthioniformes; Struthionidae
Source: RefSeq, a predicted model, not a curated record
CAGAAGCUCCUUUGGAGUCUGAUUGUAAGAUGCUGUAUAAAAUAAAAUUUAACAAUCCUGAAUCUCAUUGUUUCAUUUGUUAAUGCUACUCAUAGUGAACUAUCAAACAUGACUUUCUCUUUUUAAACCCGUGCUUGUUAAUGUUUCCUGUACAGUAGACCCCCAGUUAUGAAAAUAAGUCUAAAAUGAAAAAAAUUUUCUCAUAAAAUGAUGAAACUCUGAAUUGAUGAACUUGAAAUUGGUGAAAAAUUGUUAUUUGGUAAGCUAAGCUGAACUUCAAUGAUUUAAAGUACAUGAGAAACCAGGUGGAGGAAAAGAAGGAUCUAGAUUUGCAUAAAGAAAGGAUCAGCCUUGUUAGGAAAGGCAAGUAGUUGGGACUCAGAAUAACUGAAUAGGCUUAAUAAAAGCUACUUUAAUUGAUGGAAUAAAUAUAUAUUAGUGUGUGCUGAAGUCUACAAGGAAAAAUCUGUUAAGGAGGAUAUGUAGAAUGAUCUGUAUUCAUCAUAAUUGUAUGUCAUGGAAGUUUUAAAAAAACUAGCUAAAGUGCCAAAAUGAUCUAAAGCUCUCAUACGAGGCAAUAAUAUGUUAUCGACUUUCUUGGAGACCAGUUCAGAGGUAAGCUGGAUACAAUGACUUUUGAAUAUUUUCAUCGCUAAUCCUGAUAUGCCACCUGAUACUACCUUUCUGCUACUAUCUGUAUCAUUUAUGGAAGAUUUACUACCCGUAUUUACAGUGCUAAAAGACUCCUGGCCAGUUUUUUCAAAAGCCGUAUGAAAACUGCAUUAUGUGGAACAGUUAAACUGUAGUAGCUUUUUGAAAGUCAUGAAUAUUUUACUUAUCAGGAAAUAUCUACAGAUUAACAAAAUGUUAUUCAUUUGUCCACGCACAACCUUGCAUAAGUAUUUCUGCUUUUUUUUUUCCUUCCAGGGCAUAAUAUAGAACUAUGAUAGCAACUGGAGGAGUCAUAACAGGACUGGCUGCCUUAAAAAGGCAAGACUCUGCCAGAUCUCAGCAACAUGUAAAUCUUGCCACGUCACCAGCUCCUGAGGAGAAGAAACCGGUUAGACGCCGGCCAAGAGCAGAUGUAGUUAUUGUCAGAGGCAAAAUCCGACUUUAUUCCCCAUCAGGGUUCUUCCUUGUUUUGGGAGUGCUUAUUGCCUUCUUGGGAAUUGCAAUGGCCAUUCUUGGAUACUGGCCCCAAAAGGAACAACUUUUAGGAUCUGAAGAUAAUCUAUCAAUAAAUGAAACCCAGGUCCUAAGAAGCCAAGGAAGUAUUUUACUUCGUUUCUUUGAACAGCAUGUGCACUCAGAUAAGAUGAAAAUGUUGGGUCCUUUUACUAUGGGAAUUGGAAUCUUCAUUUUUAUUUGCGCGAAUGCCAUUCUACAUGAAAACCGUGACAAGGAAACAAAAAUCAUACACAUGAGAGACAUAUACUCCACUGUAAUAGACAUCCACACCCUGAGAAUCAAGGAACAGAAGCAGCUGAGUGGUGACUUCACUGGCUUGUUGGGGGAAGGAGAACUCAGGCCCAGUGGGAGCUCAUGUGCGUCACGGCUGGCAGCAAACACAAUUGCACCUUUCUCGGGCUUCAGGCGUAAUUUUAGAAUGAAUAGUUCUGCCGAAGAAAAUGAGAUUACCCUAAAUGAAGACAGGACCACCGCGAGCCUUCUACCACCUUUGCUGACUGAGCGGUCUGGUUCCGUCUUUGGACUUUACCCUCACUCCAGCAAGGCUUCAGAUGACAAAAACACUAGCUCUAUAAAGUGUGAAACAAAAUCCAUUGUAUCAUCUUCCAUUAGCGCUUUCACAUUGCCAGUAAUUAAACUGAAUAACUGUGUUAUUGAUGAACCCGGUAUAGAUAACAUAACUGAGGACUCAGAGAUCACUAGAAGUCGAUCUAGAAAUCUGUCAAUGGAUUCUCUAGCCAUUCCAUUGUCUGAUACCAACGAAUCCUACAAACCACUCACCACCAUGCUACCACGACACAAUUCAUUUGUGGACGCUCCGUCUGAUCAGUUCAAAUCUUCUAUGACUCUUGGACCAAGCACAGGAAAGCUUUUAUCACCCGGUGCUGCCAGAAAACAGUUUGGGUCCAAUACAUCUUUACAUCUUCUGUCUUCGCAUUCGAAGUCACUGGACCUGGACAGGGGUCCAUCCACACUCACUGUCCAAGCUGAACAAAGGAAACAUCCCAGCUGGCCCAGACUGGAUCGAAGUAACAGUAAAGGAUACAUGAAACUAGAAAACAAAGAGGACCCAAUGGAUAGGUUACUUGUGCCACAAGCAGCGGUCAAAAAAGACUUUACUAAUAAGGAAAAGCUUCUUAUGAUAUCAAGAUCUCAUAAUAAUUUGAGUUUUGAACAUGAUGAGUUUUUGAGUAACAACCUAAAGCGGGGAACUUCUGAAACAAGGUUUUAAUAUUUAAAUUACAAUUUACAAGACAUCAUAGUGUAUUUUUAAAAAAAAAAACAUUUUGACAAGUGUUUCUUUUUCGGUGAAACUAGUACAAGCCUGAUUUUAACUAAAUGCUUAAUAGCCCAUUAAAAUUGGCUUGUGUGAACAGUGGUGAACAUUACCUUUGUAAUGCCGAGAGUCUUUUGUCUUAGUAACAUACAGCUACAAUACUGUACAUUAUCAUUGUUCAGAGAAUUUUGGUACCACUGAUUCCAUUUUUUUCCAAGUCAUUAUUCUUUCUGUUCUAUAUAAGCAUGUUACUUUUUCUCAUUUGGGUUCCAGAAGCCUGCAUUAGAAUACACGCUCUGUUUACCUGUAAGUUCUGUUUAUUCAAUGAUUGCAAGAUUCUGAAAACAGUGCUUGCAGUCUAGAACGGAAAGUGAGCAGGAGUACCUACUGGAAUUGUCAAAUUCUGGUCCAUCUCCUAGCUGUUAUCUUUUACCUAUGAUACAUCUUGCUAACUAACGGAUCUCAAACUUGCCAUUAUCAUUGUGAGAAACUUGUUUACAUGUUGGGGUGGGUGGAUAGAAAAGAGUGGGCAUAAUUAAAACCAUUUUUGUGAAUUCAUUGUAAUUGGUCAAGUUGAAUACCAGUGUUGUGAAUUAUUAAGUAUGCCUUGUGUGAUAAUCUUUCUACACCCAUUAUAAUUUAAUAUUGUAAUUCCAAGAAAUCAUAUAUAAAGUAAUCAUGGAUAAGAAAUCUGAAAGUUCUUCUGGGAUUAGUUAUCUAAAGCAUUUUGAUUGGCAGCAAUUUUAAAAUCAAAAUAUGCAGAUUCAAUUAAAAUCAUAGGCACAAGAUGAAUGUCAACAUGAUUUUAGAAACAUGAUGAAUAGUAAAAUGAUAUUAUGACAUGAAUCUGAAGAGAAUAAUGGGAAAUGAAUAUAUUGCCUCUUACUACAAUAGCCAGAAGUUAUAAAAUCAAAUCUCUAUGUUUGAAAUAAUGAAACAAAGCAUAUGAUUCAAUAUUUAUACUAACAUAGUAUGAAAGCCCCUUGCCUAAAUUUUGACUUAGAUAUUUCAUGUAAUUAUUAGCGUGAUGGCUUACUGGAAGCUUAGCUAUGGUAAUUUGCAUUACAAGACUUUGUAAAAUGAAGUGACAUUUAACACAGUGUUUUUCUCAGCGAAGCAAGCUUUGCAGUUGGCAGUGGCAGGGUAUUGCUGAAGAAAAUAAGAAUAUGAAUGCGGGUACCAAAAAGCUUUCCUGUAUUUCAUUAAGGCAUUUAGGCCGUGAUCCUGCCAUGACAGCCAGGCUGGAGAAUAUCACUUCUAGUUGCAUGGCUCACCUACCAGGAUAUUGGUCUUAAUUGGUCAUCUUUGAUGUUGUCACUUAACCUAAAUACUCAGGAAUUAUUUUAAUAGCUUUUCCCAAAAAGAAUCAAACAUGUUAGAAUGUUACUGUACUUCAGUUGAUCAUGAAAGAUCAAAGAUAAAAAUACCCUCUCUGUUUUUUUUUUAAAUAUUUUCAGCUCCACAUUUCAACUCCGUGAUGUUUGUGUGUCAGGAGCAUUACCUGCUCAGUGAAUUGAGACGUAGUGUUACUUGUUAGACCCUCAAGCCUAUAUAUUGUAACAGAGUUGGCUAAAUAUUUUGCUAUGAAGCUUUUAAUAACUUUUUGGUUUGUGUUCUUAAGACAUUUGCUAUUUUUUGAAAUAAAAACAAAGUAUAUCUA